AUGCUGCUGGUGCUGUCGGAGGAGCAGAAGGCCCACCUGGGCUGCCUGCCGCGGGCGGGCGGCGCAGCCGUCGGUGAGCUGGGCCGUCUGGCGGUGGAGCUUCUGCGGCGAGGCGCGGCGCCGCGGGCCUGUGAGGCGGCCGCCAGAAAACUUAACAUCGAUGUUGACAUUGUGCAGCAUGGAGUAGAAGGGCUAUCAUACCUGCUUACUGAGAGCUCCAAGCUUAUGAUUUCUGAGAUAGACUUCCAAGAGUCCAUUCACGUUCUGGGAUUCUCAGAUGAACUGAACCAGUUACUGCUCCAGCUGUACCUUGACAACAGGAAGGAGAUCCGAAGCAUCCUCAGUGAGCUGGCCCCAAAGCUUCCCAGCUAUCACAGUCUGGAAUGGAGACUGGAUGUGCAGCUUGCAAGCCGAAGUUUGAGACAACAGAUUAAGCCUGCUGUGACUCUAAAGCUGCAUCUCAAUCAGAAUGAAGAACAAACUGCCCAGGUGCUGCAAACCGACCCUUCCACUCUCCUCCAUCUUAUCCAGCAACUGGAGCAAGCGCUGGGGGAAAUGAAAACAAACCACUGCAGAAGAAUAGUGCGCAACAUGAAGUAGUGCUGGUGCCAGGCUGGAGGCUUUCUCAGCUAAAGCAAUGCUCACAAAUACAUUUUGAGGGAAAAUAAACAUCUGGAUCAGAUGAAAUGCUUUCCUGUGCCAGGAUCUUAAGCCAGUAAUGACUGGUUGCAUGUUCUCUGGUGCUAACUUUGCACCUCUGCAUGACAAGCAAUAGGAAACUGGCUUUGCUUUGAUGGCAAAUGCAGAAAUUCAGCUGGCUAUGCUGAGGAUUUUUUAAGUGUAGUUCUACUUGAAGACCUUUCCUACAGGAAGUAGAGCUGUCUUAGUAUUAUAUGAAGCUGCACAUUUAUUUUUAUGUUUAUCAGGUAGUUUUUUCCCUUGGUUUUGCUUUUGGUUUGAAGGGGGGGGGGGGUGUUCAAAACCAACCCUGUACUGGUGGGGAUGUUAAUUUACAGGGUGUUCCCUCCAUCUAGACUCAUGUAUGUGUAAGAGUACACGAGGGAGUCCUGCCCUCUCGAGAGG
Messenger RNA from Indicator indicator, 1083 nucleotides. RefSeq names its product COMM domain containing 2 (gene COMMD2). The record is from RefSeq and is a predicted model, not a curated record. Lineage: Eukaryota; Metazoa; Chordata; Aves; Piciformes; Indicatoridae. The coding region runs from base 1 to 600 and encodes 199 amino acids. The transcript is spliced from 5 exons.